Molecule: messenger RNA, 234 nt
Organism: Peronospora matthiolae
Lineage: Eukaryota; Oomycota; Peronosporomycetes; Peronosporales; Peronosporaceae
Source: the annotation of a GenBank genome assembly
AUGGAAGAAAAAUCUCUGGGUGGCAGCAAGCAUCCGCUGCUGAUCGUGGAUGAAGCCAGCGGAUGCCUGAAGGGUUUUUGUCUGCAUUCCAAGUCAGAGAGCGAAGAGUGCAUCAAGAAGUACAUCAAGAUGAUACAGACGCAGUUCAACAAGAAGGUCAAAUUUGUGCGACACGAUGGAGCCCGCGAGUUUGCGACGAACUUAUUGAGGGUUACCGGUACAAUCCGAACCUAG